Molecule: messenger RNA, 1918 nt
Organism: Bubalus bubalis (water buffalo)
Lineage: Eukaryota; Metazoa; Chordata; Mammalia; Artiodactyla; Bovidae
Product: putative NAD(+)--arginine ADP-ribosyltransferase Mav
Exons: 2
Coding region: 424-1098 (224 amino acids)
Source: RefSeq, a predicted model, not a curated record
CUGGAUCAAUCCAACCGGCUUCCGGCCUUCGAUGGAGCCACAGGAGGUGGGACACUGACCAGCAGCCUGGCCCUACGGGCUCCUAAGGAGUCACGUCUUGGGGCCUGGCCCCGCCCUCCUCACCUGCAGACCCCACCCUCCGCCCUCAUAGGGGCAGCAGGUGGGGGCCAGCAUGCAGGUGUGGUGGCUGCUCCUCCCGGCAAGUGCGGGAGGCCGGAGACUCGCAGCCAGAAAGCAGCGCCGACCAGGGCUUUGGCGGCCCUGGAGACCCCCAGGACCCCACUCCUCCUCCAAGCCAGCAUCUUGGCACUGAGAACAGCCCUCGGGAAAGGCAGGCCUCUGGGCCCCUGGGAGCCAGGUGUGGAUUCUCCCAGAUUCCAUUCUGCAAACCGACGCGGGGCCGGGCUCCAAGUACAGGAAGGGAUGGCUCAGCAUGACCCGCGACUUUGCCUGAAGCCACACUACACCUCCGCCCCCAAGCUGCAGCUCAUGUGGGCGCCCCAGGUUUGCUCCUCACCCCUGCCUGACCCAUCCUCCUCCUCAGCCUCGGUCUCCUCCCGAGGCGGGAGCCAGGGCAGCGGGCUGGCCACAUCCAGGAGGGGGGCAGCCGCCUCCCUGGAAGGAGCCAUGCAGGCCCUCAAGACCCCCGACCAGCCCCCGGAGGAAAUCCUCAGGCCUCCAGCUGCCUCCAGGGCAGAUGCGGCGCCUGCCUGCAGCAUCUGUACCCACGCUGGGAACUCCCCUCUAACUGACCCCGCUGCCUGGCCGGAUGUGGGGGUCCCCUGCGUCAUUGCCCCCUGGCUGGAGCUCUCCCCAGCUUGGAGUUCCACCUGGGCACCCUUCGUCUGCCCCCUCUGGAUGGGGCACCCCCUCCAGCUGCCUCAGAGCCUUCCGUCUGGGCCCCAAACUGCCCUCCAGCCCAGAACUCUGCCCUACGCCCCCUUCCCCCAGCGGGGACCCUUGGCCGAACCCCACGGCCCCCGUGCCCCCUCCAGGUCUGCCGCCAUCUCUUCCAGCUCUGAUCCAUCUCCAGCCACCCGCCCCAACCAGGGGACACAUGCGUGCUGCCCAGGGAACUGUGGUUGGCCAGACACUUAGGUUUCGGAUUUUACUUUUUUAAAGGGCCUGGGAUGCUCGCUGCUCACUGUUGCUCAGGGCCCAGCGUGUUCUCAAGGACCCAUGUUGGGCCCCCACGCAUCACGUGUCCUCAGUUUCCUCCUUGCCCUCUGCCCUUCAACCCCGUUGCCCACACCCCAUCCCCUCCCUAGCCCUCUUCAUGGGCCUGCACGCCUGUGUUUUUAGAUUCUAUGAACCGCGUGCUCCAGUAACUCUGCCUCUCUGCUCUCUGCCCGUCACCACGGUGUGUACGAACUGCCCACCCAGCUGCGUGCAUUUGGUUCUCGGCUCCACACCGCUCUGCAGGUCAGCGUGGCCACGACCUGGGCUGAGCCAGCGUGCGGGGAGGCAGCAGGUCCCAGCCGCUCCUGACACAGGGGCAGCUAGAGGUCCGAGGUGGCCAGGUCUGGGAUCGCCCAUGGGGGCGGGUCAGGGAACACAGCGGCUGCAGGGACGAGCUAAAGGCACAAGCGAGCUGCUGGGAGGCCCGUCCAGGUGGAUGUGGCAGCCAGGAGGAACAGGGCAGGAAGGGUGGUGAAGAUCUGGCUGGUCCAGCUACAGAGUCGUGAGAAAUAGGGGAGAGGAGCAGGCCAGAGGGUGUAGCAAGGCUUGGUCUAUGGGAACGUCCAGGGAAUUAGCGGUGCGAGCAGGGAGUCCAAGGGACCCGGGAGGGAAGUCAGCCACCACUGGCGAGGACCGCGGGCAGCACUGUCCCCAGGUUGGGGGGAGGGUCCUCUCUGGAGGCUGUGCUUCAUGGAACUGACGUGCAUCCCUGGAGAACGUCUGAGAGGUCCGGGGCUUU